Messenger RNA from Lichtheimia ornata, 579 nucleotides. RefSeq lists its product as uncharacterized. Gene Ontology annotation, cellular component: plasma membrane; cytoskeleton; cytoplasmic vesicle. Gene Ontology annotation, biological process: cortical cytoskeleton organization; small GTPase-mediated signal transduction; actin filament organization. The coding region runs from base 1 to 579 and encodes 192 amino acids. The record is from RefSeq and is a predicted model, not a curated record. NCBI's taxonomy places the organism in Eukaryota, Fungi, Mucoromycota, Mucoromycetes, Mucorales, Lichtheimiaceae. Gene Ontology annotation, molecular function: GTP binding; protein kinase binding; GTPase activity. The transcript has 4 exons.
AUGCAGUCCAUCAAAUGCGUUGUUGUCGGCGAUGGUGCCGUUGGAAAGACAUGUCUUCUUAUCUCAUACACGACCAACGCCUUUCCUGGAGAAUACAUCCCUACAGUUUUCGAUAACUAUUCUGCUAAUGUAAUGGUCGAUGGCAAGCCUAUCAACUUGGGAUUAUGGGAUACUGCUGGUCAAGAAGAUUAUGAUCGCCUUCGUCCGCUCUCCUAUCCUCAAACCGAUGUCUUUUUGGCUUGUUUCUCCCUCGUCAGCCCUCCCUCUUUUGAAAACAUCCGCACAAAGUGGUUCCCCGAGAUCAGUCAUCAUGCACCCAAUACACCCAUCAUUCUUGUGGGUACCAAGCUUGAUCUUCGUGAGGACAAGCAGACCAUUGACCGUCUUCGUGAAAAGCGUAUGGCUCCCAUCAGCUAUACACAAGCAGUGCAAUUAGCAAAGGAUAUUGGCUCGGCAAAGUAUUUGGAAUGCUCGGCACUCACACAAAAGGGUCUCAAGAACGUGUUUGAUGAAGCUAUCCGUGUCGUCUUGUCGCCGCCCGCUCGACCAAAGAAGAAAAAGGGAUGCCUUAUCUUGUAA